This is a messenger RNA of Parnassius mnemosyne (clouded apollo), 432 nucleotides long. The record is from the annotation of a GenBank genome assembly. Lineage: Eukaryota; Metazoa; Arthropoda; Insecta; Lepidoptera; Papilionidae.
AUGUCGGCAUAUGAACCUCGCGCUUAUUUUACAGGGAAUGGCACAUACAAAGCAAUAAAUCCUAUAGUUUCCCGAGUGGGUGAUUUUACGCCGUUUUAUAUUACUAUCGCAAUCUGUUCCGUCGUGUUAGGUUUUUUACUUAUCCUAAAUAUUGUUUGCUGCUGCUCGAGAUACUCAGACUAUUGGCUGGAUCGCCACACUGGUAAUCGUUGGAUAGUCUCUAUCUGGUCAGCUACUCCACACAAACAACCACCACUUGACUUUACCGAGCUAGAAAGUCAAUAUCACCCAGUUAAAUACAGUCACCCAUACCAUUCAGAGGAUUAUCAAGAGAUUCAUAAACACGAACCAGUAGUACCUUCAAUUUCCCAGCAACCACUUACAUCAUCUCACGAAUACCUUGACUUACACAAAAGAGAGAGUGAUAUUUAA